Molecule: messenger RNA, 765 nt
Organism: Chiroxiphia lanceolata (lance-tailed manakin)
Lineage: Eukaryota; Metazoa; Chordata; Aves; Passeriformes; Pipridae
Gene: BRI3
Product: brain protein I3
Exons: 3
Coding region: 90-509 (139 amino acids)
Source: RefSeq, a predicted model, not a curated record
CGGGCGGGGCGGGGCGGGCGGCGCCGCUUCCUCUGCCGGGCACCCCCCACUCCCGUCCGCGGGGAACGAGGCAGCGCCGCCGGCCCAGCAUGGACAGCAAGCCGCUGCUGCAGGAGCGGCCGCCCGCCUACAGCCCCGCCGCGCCGCCGGGCGCGCCGGGGUACGACUACGGGCACGGCAACUACGGCGCCAUCCCCGCCCCGCAGCCCGGCUUCCAGCCGCCCCCGCCGUACCCCUACCCGGGCACCGCGCCCGCCGCAGGGUAUGCUGUUCCUCCACCGACAUCACAGCCCAACUAUUCGAGCACGUACACCAUUAUUCAACAGCCUGCUACCACUACUUCUGUGGUAGUAGUUGGUGGCUGUCCUGCCUGCAGGGUUGGCGUGUUGGAGGACACCUUCACCUGUCUUGGGGUUUUGUGUGCCAUUGUAUUCUUUCCAAUUGGGAUUCUGUUCUGCCUUGCACUGAGGCAGAGAAGAUGCCCUAAUUGUGGGGCAGCUUUUGGCUGAGGGUAUGAACGUGGCCGUGCUUACGGAAGCUACAACUGUUAGCGUACUCUUUCUAAUGUAAAUGUCAUGUACAAUCAUGUUAUUUGCUUCAGACCUGUUUUGUAAAGUGUGAAGAAAUUUAGUCUCUUGCAUGUAAUUUAAACUUAAUCUUUUAUGAGCAUGUGCAUUGCAAAACAUGAAAACCUGACUUGUUUUCCAUGUUUAGUGGCACCUGUUGAAAACUAAAUAAAACUGCUUUUCCUUUUGCAAUCCUCAA